AAUCUCUUCCUCGAUAGUGUCUCUGGACUUUUAGUCAACACUGGACUUCACCUCACAGGGACGUCUCCUGCGUCUGCCUCAGAGCGAGUCUCCUUUUUAAAACAUUCAUCUGUAACGAGAAUAAUAGCAGUUUGUUCUGAGAGACACUCUUACCGAAAAGGAAAGUCACCCUAAAAAGGAGAAUGUCAGAUUUCGACAGUAACCCGUUCGCGGACCCGGAAUUCAGACACCCGUUUCAGGUACGUUAGCUGGCUACGUUAGCCAUGUUAGCAUUUAGCUUCUGCGUUAUUACUCAGUGUUAACAGGUGAGACUGCUCCGACAUUGACUCUAUCUUUACCUGAAGUGUUAAAAGUUUAAAAGUAAUUAUAGUGAGAGGUUAAAAAUACGUUUUUUUCACUUGUUGUUGGGAGUCUGUGUCCUAAUGUUGUUACACUUUUAUCUCAGUGAUGUGACGUAACAUUUAAAGGUAACCAGUGUGAGUGUUAGCUUACUAGCUUACUGGUUCCUGUUAGCGUUACUGGUGACAUGGGAUGUGCUAUUCAUUUAUUUAUUCAGGAGCAGGCUGUGUGCUUAAGGUUUAAUUAUUCAAUCCUGUUGUUUUUUAAUCCACAUUUGCACCCAGCAGUUACACCUAUACCUGCCACUUUUCAUACACCUGUGAAGUGGUUUGUUAAUACUUUUGGUUGUAUAUCCUUAGAGAUCUUGUCAGGGUUGUUUUUGGUCUCUUAUGUGUGAUAAGAGCUGAUCCAUGACUUUUUUUUUGGAGAUGGAAAAGGAGUAGGUUGAAGCUGUUUAGCUUAUAUGUACCUACCCUCAUUUCUUCCUAUUCAUUUACCUUCUACAUGUCUUUAGUAUUUCUGAUGUUAACAAAAAGUAACCAAAGCUCCAAAGUCUAACAUGAACAUGUAACUAAUCAUUAAUACUAAAACAAAGACCUUAUAUAUCCAUACAUAAUGAUAGAAACGUAUAUACACGCAAAAAUACACUUUAUACACCUAGAAUACUUCAAAUCUCUCAUGUGUACCAUACCUGUAUACAAUAUAAUGAGUGUGGCAAAACAAAAAUCACUUUUGUAUGUAUUUUUCAAUCACACUCUGCUUUACUUUACUUUUAAAUCGUGCUAUAUUUUUGCUUUACGAUAAAAUACUAUACUACUAUUAUGAUACUAUUAUAAAAACACCUGAUGGUACUUUAAAAGAUAGAAAAUUAAACCUGAGGUUCAAUGCAUAUCAAAAUCUUUCAGGCUAUAUUAUAUUUUCCAGUUUUUGACAGUUUAUCCAGUUUUCAUGUUAUUAUUAUUGUACUGUUGUUAUCGUAGAUGUUGCAGGAGUUAAAUUCAGGGUAAAUCAGCUGACCAAAAUAUCAUAAGAAAGCGUUUGGUGGUAGUAUUGGGGCAGGUGCUGAGCUCUGCUGGAAGAACAGAUCUGCAUCUCCAUAAAGCCUGUCAGCAGAUGAGUGCAUGCCAUGUCAAAAACAAUGUAUUCAGCAAGCCUUUGUAGGUAUUUUACUGUAAAUUGAUUAAAGAAUUUGUCAUUUAAUCAGCCCAAAAUUGAGCGUUGAAAUUGAAUUCUCUUGAAAGUUGUGUAGAAACUCAGAAUUAAACUCAUCCUGGUCAGUUAAAUGUGGAGCAGAUACCGGCUCUAUGAAGUGUUUAAUUUCUUAGUUCUAGAAAACAAAAGGAGAGUCAGAUGGUGAACUUCAUCUAAGUGGCAGCUGUCUGUAGAGGACUGUAAAGUGUGAAUGGAGAAGUAAAUGAGAGCAGAACAUGCGGUGGGAUUGUGGUCGGUCAUUUUCUCACUGUCAUGCCUUCACAGUGAUUCUCAGGUCUUGUGAUAACUGUCUAGUCAUCAUGAAGGUAUGCAUGUGUUUGCUCAUGUGCAGCACAGCCAAUCAGAUCCUGCCUCUCUCUCGGUUAGCCCUGCGGCGGUGUUUCCUUCUCUGUCUCCUCGUCUCAGGUGUACUGAACAUGAGCGGCGGCUGAUUAGCAUUUUCAUCUGAGCUGAAAAGGUUAUCUGGCCGACGGAUAGGCCAGUGUUUCUCAACUGUUAUGAUUGACUCAUAACAUGCCAUUUAUUAUCUUCUUCCACCUUAAAUGUGAUUAUUCAGUUGUUGUUUUUUGUGUGAUAUUUGGUGAAAUGACAUACUGAUAUAAAUUAAAUAUUAAUAUUCCCCUUAAAGAGUCUCCCCACUGUUUGUUCCAUUAGUAUGUGUGUGGUCUGAAAGUGUCUGACAGCACAGUUCGACCGCACAGACGCAUGAAUGGUAAAUAAUUCACGGAACCACAUUAACAUACUGACAUGUCGAGUGAACCUCCUGCUGUCCUGCCUCUUUUUUUUUUUCCUCAUUUAUUGGCUUGCUGUUUUUUUUGGCCAGAGGAGGAAUGGAGCUUUGUUCCUUUCUCUGAGCCGUUUCCUUCAAUACUUUAUGAAAUCAUAUGGUGCCGUCAUGGCGACAUGUGGUGUUUCAGUCCCCUCUGGCAACGGUUCCUGCUAAAUUUUGUCUCUCACAGUCGUGCGGCGGAUUGUUCAUUCUGAUUUGGCCUAAUUUUGUGGAUGUGGGCUAAUUUAUUAAAAAAUAUCUGUAUUAAAAAAGUACACACCUACUUCCACUGUAGAGCAGUGAUUCAGCUCCCAGUGAGGAAGGGGUGUGUAAUAGUGAAAGAGAAAACAAAAGAGUGAACUCCUGCUCCAAAGAAGAGGAAAUUAUUGACGAAACUAUGACUGUGUCCUGAAAUUUUUGGAUGCAGCUCAGAUUGCAGCCUCCUCUCAGGACGAGAAGUGUCAAAGAGACACUGACUUUUAAACAGACAGUCCAGUUUUACUGGUUUUAGACCAGUUUGUUUUGGUUUUGGUCUCGUAGUGUAUACCCUCUGGUAGAAAUUAAAGUAGAUAAGAUCAGAGACCAACUUGAAAUGUUUGCAGAAGCUCGGUUUGCAGCCCCCUUCUGGGACAUACUCUGUCAACAAGGGUUUUAAAUGACUACAUUUGAAACUGAGAGUCCAUUAUUCUUAGAUUGAUCAUCAGCUUUCUGUGUUUUCUGAAUUUAUAGGACUGUGCAGAAAAUUUAACCAGUCAAGCACCAAAAAAAAAAACAAGUGUAUAAUAUCAGUGGCAGCUCAGCCCGCAGCCCCCUCCAGGGACUGUCAUCAAGAAUUUGAAAGACACAAAAUUUUAAUCUGAAGUCCACUUUUUAUUGCAAGAAUAAUUACCAAGUUUUGUUCUAUUGUUAUUUCAUAGGCCUGUGCAGAAAAUUCAAUCAUCAGAGCACCAAAAUAACAAGCUUAUGUGUUAGUAGCAGCUCAGCCUGCAGCCCCCUGGACACCUCAGUAUCCAUGAUUUACCUCUCUGAUUUCUGUAUGCAUCAUUUAUAUGCAGGGCUGUCCAAAAACAGUCGACAAAUUAAUACUUUUCAUUAAAAUUUGAAGUAAAAUCUUUCAAUUCAUUAAAAAAAAAACAUGUUGUGAUCAUAAUUUUUGGCCUAGUUGCCCACAUACAUGUGUAGGCCUGGUUUGAGUGUCAUCAUUUUGACCUCUGGGCUUAAAAAGCUCCAUUUUAAAAAGUGCUAGCUUGUUCCUUCUUCCUGUCUUUAUUACGUUUUUACACCUUUAUUAUGCAGCAGGCUGAUAACACACACGGUACUUUUUCCUUCUGUAACUAUAGACUUUAAGAUGAAAGACGUGGUGAAUAUGUGUGCGUUAGUUUGGCUGUGCAGUCGCAGGGACAUUAAACUUUAAACACAACAUACUUUGAAAUAUUCAUGACCCCGGUCUGGUGACAAGUUGCAGCCUUCGUGUGUGUGUGUGUGCGAUUCGGAGUGUGUGAGUGUGGUAGUGGAAGAGAUGCUCCCGAAACUUAAGAGUCUUGAGAGAGACGGAGAGGGAGCUAGAGGGAAGCUGGAUGAAGAUAGCACAGAAGGAUUGGAUUUUAAUUUCAUGCAGAAGAUUUGAAUGAGACCGGCGUGUGACUGACAGCAGCUGAUGGUAAGCUUAUUUUAAAAACAUGAAAAUCUUACUUAAUGAUGUCAGCUGGAACGAGAAUUUUUACGCAAAUAUCAUCGGAGGGCUCUUAAUGUUCUCUUAGAGUAUCUGCAGUGAAUACCCGCCAUGUGCAAACAGAGCUGCGCUGUGCUGUCAUCUUUUAAAAUAGACAUUGGUGCACAGCACGGAGGCUAAACAACAGGGUUAUUUUCCUCCAUCCUCCAUUUGUUGUUUGAAUUUGCUCGUCUCGCAGAUCAAGAACGAACCUAAAAGGAGUAUUAAGUGCUUCAGAGCUGUGAUUUUUUUUGCUCAGCGCAGCACACGAGAAAAACAGCCCCUCUUUUUUUAUUUCUGUCUUCAGCAGCCAGAAGCAUUCCCACCCCCUGCCUUCUGAAUCUCACAUAUACGACUAUUAUUAGAUGUCUCCAAGUGAAAAUUAUUGGAAUCAUCCCAUCUUUGCCAGUAUUGAUUAUAGGCCUGUUUCAUUCUGAAUGAAGAGGGCUGUCAGCAGGGUAAUGGAGGGUUUUUUACUCUCGCUCUCAAACUCAAGGAUAGACUAACCAAGGCUGUGGAGUUCUCAUCGUAGAAAAAUUGCCAGAACAUUUGAGUCAUUUGAUUUUGCUUUUUCUCCUUAAUACUGAAAGUGUCUCAUCAUCAUGUUUGAACCUCUUUUCUCAGGAUCCAUCAGUGACACAAGUGAGGCAGGCCGCUCCACCGGGCUUAGAGGAGUACAACCCUUUUUCAGAUGCCAAACAGGUGAAUAUUAUCCUCCUUUUUUCAUCUGAAGGUUGUUAAAUGAGGUGUUUGUUUCCCUGAGCCGAUCACUCCCACAUAGUAUCAGAGGAAUCACACUGAGACAUCUAACAAGGAUGUCUCUCUAGAGAUUUGCAGAUAUUUUUCUAACUAUAGCACAGAAGACCCUGAAAACUCACAUUAUUGUUGAGUUUAUCACCUUUUAAACACUAAAUUCUUUUGCACUACAAUGACACUAAGUGUUGAAAAAGCAGGUUAAAGCACAUUUAUCUUUCUUCAUUUCAGUUUGGAUGUACUGGUAACAUUUUCUUUUAGAUCAUUUGAUCCAUAUUUUAUAGUUUUACUCCUUAAAUCGUGUCGUUCUUGAGCAGCAGAUAAUAAUAUUAAACAGUUGCAGAAAGCGCAUCUAUUAAAACAGCGUUUUACCAAACAGUCAUGACUUCUCGAAGAAGAAGAAAUAAGACAAAUAGAUUUUUUAAAAAUAGUUAUUGAGGCUUUUUCCAAACCUUUUUGACCUGGUAAGGCCUCUGUAAGUACGGUAUAUUAUAGUUUUGUUUACAUAUUUUUCAUUUAAGCCUAUACCCAGUUUUUACGAGGAACCAAUAGUUAGUCCAAAGUGAAAUAAAUACAACUUCUGUGUGCUUUCAUAGUCUGAUUUAACUGUAAUUCAGGUAAAGAAGAAGAAGAAGAAAUCACUUCUCAUAGUGUAGCAGGUCACUGUAGUUUUCUCUGAUGCUUUUCACUUUCUGAGAUGUAAACACCAACACUAAAAAUUAAAAAUAACCAAAUUUUCUGUCUUGUAUCUGACUAUUUCUGAGCUGCAGUAACAGCAGUGUUUGCCUAUGAAUGCAUGUGUGUGUUCCCUCCAUAGACGCCUGCAGCGAUGGCCCCUAAAACUACAGCACCCACCAUCAACACACAACCCGCCAUCAUGAAGCCCACAGAGGAGCCUCCGGCCUACUCCCAGUCCCAGGCACAGGUAUGACCGUCAGUAAGAGACUCUGAUUUACUUCAGCAUCUUACCUCGGUCACUACAUCAUUACUAUGGCACCUUUGCUGGGUUGUUGAUGGUAUGGAUUAGUCCAGCAUCUAUCCACAGCAGAGAUUGUGCAGGAAGGUAGAAAACGCGGAACCAUGACAGCUGGUGUCGUGCUGAGUUUGUGGACUGAAAAGUCGCUCUGCAGGGGGCCGUUUCCAUCUAGAUGAGGGAGACAGAAGCAGAGAAGAGAAACCCAGACAGCUAGAGGAAAUAACUUGUGAUGGUGCAUCUCAUUUGUGCGCCGCCUCCCGGGAACAUGUUGUUGUGAUGUCUCCCCUCCGGCUGCUGCUGCACCUGUUGAGAGAAUUGGAUUUAUCCCAAAAGCAGACGCAGAGAAUUCCUCAUGAGCUGAAAAUCAUCAGUGAAACCGUCUCCCAGACGUUUCCGUAUUGACGUUGGUGUUGUGUGUCUGUGUGUGUUUACAGGAUCAGUCUAGAGGAGCUGCUGAGCUGCUGAGGAGACAGGAGGAGCUGGAGAGGAAGGCGGCGGAGCUGGACCGUCGGGAGAGGGAGAUGCAGUCGCUCAGUGCUUCAGGAGGUCGGCAUCAAACACCAACAAACACGAUCUGAUCGGUGCAGACACUCAUGAGUAAUUACACUCAGCUCAGGCUUAAAUGGUUUGUUUGACGUGUUUUCAUUGGGCCGAACAUUUAGUGAUUUAAUACAUUUACCACAGAAGAAACAACAUUAUUGCUUACAGAUUAGCGUCCCAGAUAAAUGAAAGAAAUUCAUGCUCUUGCUGAGUGUAUGAUGAAGAUAGAGACAGCUUGUUGAUAGUUGGUAGCUGUUGCCAAAACAAAGAUGGCUGCCUCUGUCUUGCAUAGUCAGCUAACAGGAGAAUAAAACCACUUCAUAAAUCCUCACAGAGAACUUCAAUUAUCUCCACUGUGGGAUCGAGAAAAACUCCAGGAUGAGUUUUCUGUGGGUAACCGUUCUCACGAAAGGAGUGGAUUUUAUUUCAGCUAUUGGGGACAUUUUGUCGUAUAAUGUAGUGUCAAUCCUAGAGGGUCCCAAAAAUAAGACAGACCCACAUUUUCAGAUGUAUUUAUAGUUUAAAAAAAGCGUUUUUUUCUUCAGGUCAGUACACUAAUGGAUCACAAAGGGUAAGGGAAGGGGAACUUGAUUUUCUGUUGCUGUUACGAUACGAUUCCCUCUGUCUUCACUUAACGUUUUAACUUUUCUUAUCACAGUUUUAUAUUUUAGCUCACAGACAAGAUGGUCAGUCUUCUUAACUUCACUGUUGGCCAAAAAAAAACAAAUAUGUGUUUUUUUUUCCCUUAAAUAUCAAAACUCUUCUUCCGAACUCCCUCUGCUUCCCUGCAGAGCCUGUGCAUAUGGUCACUGUUUUGAAGCUGACAGUUUCUAUUCUGGGUCUCAUUAGGGACGAACAUCUCAGUAUCACACCACCAACCAUAUGCCAGGUUUAUUAAAGGGUGGAAAAUCAAUGUGUAGAUAUUACUGUGCAUGUACUCUAGCUUCCUGCAGCUCAGCAGUUACCACGGUUUCCCGUUGAUACCUCCAACACGAGCUCGUUUUUUCUCACAGCCCCGUUUCAUCCUUCUUUUUCAGGCAGGAAAAACAACUGGCCUCCCCUGCCAGAGGGCCUCCCUGUGGGCCCCUGUUUCUACCACGACAUCACGGUGGACAUCCCUGUAGAGUUUCAGAAGACAGUCAAGAUCAUGUAUUACCUCUGGAUGUGUGAGUGACUACAUCUGCAACCGACUCAGCUAAAUCUAUAACAGGAAAUCUGAACUUUUAUAUUAUGAGGAUUUUAUUUCCCUUCUUCUCUAACAUGGUCAGAAAUCAACUCAACCAAAGUCAGCCUCUCCUUUUGAUAAUGACAGGGAAACAAAGUGAAAGACAGUGUUUUAUGUCCAAAUGUGACCCUACCAGACCUUCAAAAUAAAAGCAGCCACUUCCCCUCCCUCUUGUUGGAUUCUGCCCUGUGAUCAGGGACUGAACUGCUCUGAAUGGCAUUCAGCAGCCACAUGACGAGGGCACAUGGUGCAGUCAGUCAUGUGGUCUGAUGAGGGGACUGGGUCAGAUGAUUGCUCAAAGGUUGGAGACUUCAGACAAAGGUUGUUACUUUAUUUUAAGGCACAUUUACCCAAGUGUGGUUCAAGUAUUUUAAUCUUAGAAGAGCUGAAUUUUCAUGUCGCACUAAUAUCACUAUCAUAAGUAGGUUGUUUCUACAGGUUAGAGUGUGACAGAAACUCUGUGUUUCGGGCUUUUCUUAAACUUUUCCAAACUUGAGUGCGAAAGAAAGAUCUUGACCUCUGAUCAGCAGCACCCCCUCUCUCAGUCCUGGUCUCCCAUCCAGCAGCCUGAUGUCAGAUUUGACACUCUGUUGUCAGUUUUACAAACCCUACAGCUUUACAGGCUCUCCUGUUAGGACCCCAGGAACAAGUGGUAAUAAUGAAUUAUAGACAUGCUGAAGUAUUGAAAGUCUGUGUGCAGGAAAGACAGUCAUUCACCAGCUUUUUUUCAACAUAUACGUUAAAGAAAAUCUGAUUUUACACAAAAAAAAAUGAAAUCAGACUUUGUUUGUUUUGGUUCCUUCAGGUCACGCAGGUACGCUGCUCGCCAACAUGAUCGGCUGCUUGGCCUGGUUCUGUGUGGACGCAUCUCGAGGCGUAGACUUCGGUUUGUCCAUCCUCUGGUUCAUGCUCUUCACGCCGUGUUCCUUCGUCUGCUGGUACAGACCACUUUACGGAGCAUUCAGGUGAACACCGCAGACAUCUUUACAGAUCUGAUUUACGCGUUAAAAACUCUGAUUAUGUCGUUUAUAACCAGUUUUUCUUUCGUUCUCAUCAUCAGGAGUGACAGCUCCUUCAGGUUCUUCGUUUUCUUCUUCGUGUACAUCUGUCAGUUCGGCAUCUACGUCAUCCAGUGUAUCGGGAUCAGCGGUUGGGGUGCAAGGUGAGGACUUUGAAGUCCAUCUUCGUCAUGAUCAUGGAUUAUAAAAUCUGUUUCUUCAAAAUUCAUUUUAUUGAGUUUUCCUUGGAUGUAUUUCAACAGCGAAUGUCAGGGCACUCGGGAUUUACUUAAACACCGAAAAAGAAAAAAAUAUUAAAAAAAUAAAUAAGUUCAAUGAAUAAAUUUGUAAAUAUUGAAGAAAAAAAAACAAGAUCAUACAGAAUCAGAUCAUACCAAAACAAUGCAAAUAAAAUAAAAUAAAAUAUUAUAUAAAGGAAAUAGAGAGGGAAAAAUGAAAUAAAAAUAAAUAAAAUAAAAAUCGAAAAAUUUAAAUAAAAUAAAAUAAUUAUAUUAAAUAAAAAAAUAAAAAAAAUUAAAGUAAAUUGAAAAAUGGAUUAUAAAAUGUAUUUAAUUUGGAAUAUAUAUGUGCUCAAAGCAAGUAUCUCACUUUUAGAUGUUUUUUUUCUGUAAAUUAAAAAGUAAAUAUUGAUGUUUUAUCUAUCUCUUUAAAUAGUUUUUGAGCAAAACCCAAAAAAAUAAUUUAUAUUGAUAAACAGUCCACGACUUUACAAAUACUCUGACUUCUCUGAACAUUUUGUUGAGUUUAUUUGAGGCUAUUUUCAGCUGUGGACCCAAAAGCUUUUGCUGCACCAUUUAGUUUUUAUGACAGCAGGAUGGUGGAGGUGGGACUGGGAAUAAAGAGGAUUUAUGCUUCACAUGUGCGGCUUCCUCAGACCUAAAAAAAAGUCUCUUAAUGUCCUCAGGAAGUGAGGUAUUUAGGCUGUUUUCAGAGCUCCUAUGACACAUCUUGUCUCAUACAGUAUCAGGUCUGCUUAUGAGCAGGUUCACAGGUAGAAGAGGCCAGAAUGAUUGAAACCCCCUUUGGCUCUUUUCAGUGAGUCAAAGGGCGUGACCGUGGCAAUCCUUCAAAGUUCGCUGUUUCAUAAUUAGACAUAAAACUGUUUUCAUGCCCUGAACUGAGGAUUAAGACCUGAACAGAUUUAAGUUUUAAUGUGUCGUCCCUUUUUCCUCCUCAGCGGGUGGAUCGCAGCUCUGACCGCCCUGAAUAGGAGCAUCCCAGUGGGCAUCAUCAUGAUCCUGAUCGCUGCGCUCUUUACCUCUCUGGCUGUCAUGUCUCUCAUCAUGUUCAAGAAGGUAAACACGAGUUCAAAGGGAGUUAAACAAAGAAGUUCAGCAAAGAGGAUUUAAAGUUCAUGAGGAUGUUCUGACUCACUUCAGCUCUGAACUAACUGGUAUCAUCUGGAACUCUAUUUUCAGUCUCGAUAACAAACUUUAAAAUGUCUUUAGAGGAUCUCUUUAAACAGUAACGGCGAAGUGGCUGCAGCGUAAUCCUGCAGAGGCAAACAGUGUUCAAAGUACACAAACUCAGAGAGCUUGUUUGUUAUUAUCGUAGAUUUCGUUAAAAUCUAAAGCAGCAGGAACUGAAGCCGCUUCAACAAACACACUCCAGCGUUCCUGCUCUUGUCGACAUAAACUCGAGUCUGAUCUGAGUCUUUGCCCCCCUCCUCUUCCUCAUCAGGUCCAUGCCAUGUACAGAACCACAGGAGCCAGCUUCGAGCGAGCCCAGCAGGAGUUCGCCACGGGCGUCAUGUCCAACAAGACGGUCCAGACGGCGGCUGCCAACGCCGCCUCCAGGGCCGCGCAGGGAGCCGCACAGGGGGCCUUCAAAGAGCAGAUCUGAUUGGUUUAGAGGGCUCACUCAUCUCUCCGUCCAAUCCCCGACCUUCCUCAUCCUCGUCAUCAUGGUGGCCCUGUUCGAACACAUGGAGAUCCCCCGGCCUUCUGACUUUAUCAAAGUGUUUUGUUUUUUUUUGCUUCGUUGAGAACAAUCAGACGGAUUUUGGCGAGAACGUCCACCAUCAUCAUCACAGACACUGGAGCACGCCGCACUCCCUCUACCACUCAGCCAGCGUGCUCCUCUUCACCUACUCUGUGUGAGUUUUUAUGUGUGUGUGUGAGUGUGUGUGUGUGUGUGUGUUAAAUGAAUGUCUUUAAACGUCAUGUCUCAUGUAGCUGAACUUUAAUGGGCAUUUUUCCCCUCCUAGACCCUCCGUGUGUCCGAGCCUUUCUCUAAAUUAAUCAAACAUUAAUCACUACUUUUUAUUUUCACCUAACUGAGGAAAUGUCCGACUCCCCCAGUCUGUAAUAGUCGUAAUCGCCUUCUCUGAUUUCUUUCUGCCACGAGUACAUAACUGAACUCUGCUGCCCCCUGGUGGAGUGACUGUGUGUUGUUGAAAAUGAAUGCCGUGCAUUCCAGCUCACUGCCUUUUGCUUUCUGCUUACCUCUGAAUUUGAUUUUAAAAACAUGCACUCUCACUAACAUCACUUAAACUAUCAUCUGAGUAUCAAACACUCACGUUUGCCGACUUUAAUUAUAUUUUUUAACCAAUUUUAGGGAAAAAAAACAGCAAAAAUUAAAAUUUGAAACUGAUGUUUUCCCCGUAUAUGUCUGACAUGUCUUCAGACCAUUUAUCCAAACUAUAAGAAUUACUGGAUCGACUGCCAGGAAGCAGCUGAACAGUAAUGAGGCAUUGUGCUUUAUGUUAUGUCUAAUGGUGCUGGGUGCAGACCAGUCCAGACAGAUCCAGGAGAACCAGCACCGGUACGUUACAUAUGAUCCUGAAUCUGGCCCCACUAUGGUCAGGUUUACAUUAACAUGGCUGCUCUGAGUCUUUAUAAGCUGAUUUAACCAUUAAUAAUAUCUGUAACUUGCUAGCAUUUAUAGUGAGCUAAUACUAAGUCAGAGCAGACUGAAGUAAAUCUGCAGACGCUGAAGAGAAGUUUCUGUUUUCAGAUUUUAUCUCCAACUCUAUAAAGUCUUUAUUAACCGAGAAGUGUUUCAUACUCCGACAGUCCACAAUCAACCCGAGCUGCACUUUAAAACUCAUCUGUAGAUCCUUUUGUCUGCAUGCCGAUCUCAGAAUGAAUGAAAGAUUAUUUAUAACACUAGCUUCCCUCCUUCAUGAAGACGGAUUAGAGCCACGUCUACAGGUUUUAAAACAGUCGUCAAUUUACCAGGAGAAAAACCGUUAUUUAUGGGUUUAAAGUUAUGAAGUCAGGAGAAAAGUUAUAUCACAGUGAGAAGAUUGCCAGUCUUAAAAUUUAUUCUUGUAAAGUCAAAAGAAAAAAAGUCAAGAGAGUCAUGAAAAAAACACAUUUAAGAUCAAAUUUUGAAAUUUUUGAGAGUUAACUACAUUUUCACAGGAAUUAACUCGUAAAUUAAGCAGAAAAAAAUGUGAAUUUAUGAAAAGAAACUUAUUUAAAUUUACAAUAACACUUCUGUAAAGUUUAUUCCUCUCAUUUUGGAUUAAUACUUAUAAAAUAAAGACUUUUCUUGUGAAGCUUUCUUCUCCUUUAAUAAUAACCAAGCUGAAUAUCCUGAAAAAACGUUUGUCUUGCACAGUUAAAAUCCUGACUUCUCUCCCCUUGCACUCUUUCCUCCUCCGUCCUGGUUUUGGUUGUAAUCAUCAUUUUGAACAAUCACCAGCUGAGUCUGACAGAGUCUCCACAUAAACCCUCUCUGUCCUUUUCCUCUCAAUGAAAUCACUUAACCACUCUACAGUUUCACAUCCACUCGUCUGUAUAUACAUGUGCAUGUUUAUACAGGUGACCUGAAGAGGAGAGUCGAACCCGUCUCCAGCUUUUUCUCUGGGAGACUUACCUCAGUUUCUACUCAGGAUCUACUCUUCACAUGCAUGAAACGAAAUCAGCGAUAUUAUUUACGAUUGUGUGAGCUGAAAACUAGCUAAAAGUACGUGCUGUAAAUCAAUAUCGUUUGGAGUUACACCUGCCUGCAGAUUGUGGAGUGACGAUCACUAAAACUCAAAAACACUCAAAUCUAAAUGUGCUGAUUUGAACUCUGAAUGUGUCUCUUUCUAUCUGAUGACCUUAAGUUGCUUCGGCGGGAGCUGAAAACUGUGUCUGUUGUGUCUGAUGUUAAAGCCGGUGAAGCCUUCUGUAUGUGUGUGUCUGUGUGUGUGUCUGUGUGUGUGUGGGUGUGAGUGUAAAAAGAGGAAAAUUCAGCCUUUAAGAGUCUUAAGUCUGACUGUGAUCCUUCUGUUUAAUCUUCCUGCCUUAUUUGCUCUUUUGUAUUAUUAUUCCUGUUUGAUUCGGACAGUGCAUGUGUAUUUAUGAGAACAUGUAUGUGCAAAAGCAACAUGAGAUUAAACCCAGAAGAGAAUCAGACCGCUGCUGAUCGAAGAAAGACGUCGGACUGCAUUUCUAUGUGAACUGUGUGCUGUACUGUAAAUGGACCGUGGCUUUAAGCUUCUUAAUCAACAUGGUUUGUGGUAGAAAACACUGGGAGUUGAUUGGAUAUUUCAGAACAUCUAAAUGAAAUGAUAGGAUUAAAAAAUAAAAAAGAGUAGUUUGGGAUGUUUGUAUAUUUUGUAUGAUCUCCAAACGGUCGUCUCUUUGCUCUAAAUUUGGCUGUGAUUUUAAAAAUGCACUCUGGUUUCACCUUCAGCCGCAUGUCCAGUAGUUUGAGUUUUGUAUAUUUAUUGUAUUAACACUGAAUAAAGAUCUUCUUCUGUAUCUGUUUUUGUCAUGUUUACGCUGUCAGAGGAGAAUUCACCAGUAAUCCUGAUCUGUUCGGAGGCAGCACUACCAGAAAAUGACCAGAAGAGGGCAGCAGUUGAAUAAAAAUCAUAUGAUCAAAAUAGUGAUCAAAUGGAAAUUAUAUAUAUAAUAGAUUGAAAACAAUUUGCAGAUAGAGGCAGAAAUAAUUAAAUUAGUGAAAGUUAACUUUAGGGGUAUUUUACUGUAAGUUUACAAUAACAAAGAGAGAGCGUGCUCAACUACUAAACUAUGUCUUUGAGUAGUUUUCAGACUAAACAGACUAAAAAUACACCUCCAAUUUUUCAAUAAAGUUUGGAUAAUGUGUAAAAAGUUGACUAAAAACAUGUAAAUGGCCUGCUAAUCAUUUAAACCCUAUAUUUAACUAAGAAGUAAAAGUCCAGCGCAUUAAAUAUUGAAACUGUCAAACUGUCUUAUUUUAUAACACAAUAAAGGCUCAUUUUAGAUUUAAAUACAGGAUCAUGUACCAAAAAGUUUGGAUGAUGAUGACAAAACACUGAAAAAGUUGUGUUAUUCUAAAUGACAAUCACCUGGAGGAACAUUUCUUGAUUAAUGAGGUUAAUUAGCAGCAGGUGAGUCACAUGACUGGGGACAGAAAUGCGUAGAUUUCAUCAUCUACAGUACGUAAAACUAUGAAAGAGGAUUAGGGCCACAUGAAGAGGAAAAAAAAGGGAAGGGGAUUAAAAUUGAAAUUUCAACAUUAAAAUCUUGAAAUUAUGUAAAUAAAGUUGAAAUUUAGAGAUCAAUAAGUGAAAUUUCGAGAUUAAAGCCAAAGUUUUGAGAUUACAAAAUGUCGAAAUGUCAUGAAUAAUGUCAAAAUUUUGAGAUUAAAAGCAAAAUUUUAAGAUUACAAAAAUGAAACUGAGAUAAAAGUUGAAAUUUUAAGAUUAAAGUUAACAUAAAGUCAUAAUUGCCACUUUUAAAUUUUGACUUUAAUCUUGAAAUGAAAAUCUCCCUCCUGUAAUUAUUUUUUUCUCUUCUUGUAUAAAACCAUUAAAAAGUUCUGAGAAUCUGCAGAAAAACAAUAACUGAUACUAAACGGUGCUGAAAUUCAAGCCCUGAGGCAGCAGUACGUUAAAAACAGACAUGGCUCUGUAGUGGGAGUCACUGUAACAGUCCAAAACUCUGCCUGUGAACACAGCAGGUUAAAACUGUGCCAUAAAAAUAGGAAACCAUUCAGUAUAUAAACUGUUCUUGUCUGGACCAAGACAAUAAUGACCUGAUGGGACAAAGACCAGAACAUGAGGUCCAGUUCUGAUGCUCAUCUGUAGGUCUAAUCAUUUCCUCUGGACACACUUCAGUACAAGUACCAACAUUUAACCUGAAGUUCUCCUCUAGAUUUGUUUGCCAGGAUAAAACCCGUCCACUCACACACUUUAGACAAUUGUAGGCCAAGAGCCGAGUCCUUCAGACGGACGUGUGUGAAAUAAAACAGACCGAGAGUCUCACAGAGGAGGAAGCUGUUAGCGGAGCAGAGAGACCGCCAACAGGAAGGGGCACAGUGGAGGAAUAACACAUUGAAGGACGUCUUUUCUUUAAUGACCUUUAUACACUACACUACAGGACAGGACAGGAGUGGGUAAAAACGGCACAGACUCAGUCUCCAGCUGCAUUCAGUGAGAAGAGUGAGGUUCAAGGGAAAGGUUUGGCUGCGUUUGACCUACAUAUCCAUGAUUAAUAUGUGUCUGAAAACUAUGAUUUAGAGGCUUUGACAUGAAAAGAUUUACAACAACUGACUGUGAUGAGCUCCAAACCUUUAAAAGCUGCUGAUUGCUGAUCUGGAUCAGCUGCACUCAGCAGGAGCUCCAUCAUUGGAGAGCAGACAGGUGUGCUGCUUCUGCGGUUACUGGGGGAGGGAGACACAUCCAUCAGACCUUAUCUUUUAGCUCCAUUAAAAUAGUCACUCUACGUUUCUAUCUUUCAAAUACUGUGCAGUAAAGUUAUAAUAGAAAUGCUCCACUUCAAGUUCCAGAAGUGAAAACAUAAACUCAAUCUAAAGGAAACAAGAGUCUGUGUUUUUUCCACUAAAAUGAAACAAAAAGGAGACAAAACCUCGAACACAGCCU
This is a messenger RNA of Xyrichtys novacula (pearly razorfish), 15346 nucleotides long. The record is from the annotation of a GenBank genome assembly. NCBI's taxonomy places the organism in Eukaryota, Metazoa, Chordata, Actinopteri, Labriformes, Labridae.